CAGGAGACGUCAGCGGAGACGGACCAUGCAACGCACUAAUAUGAUACUUGUCGCGCUUGUGGCCAUCGGCUACUUGGCCACGGCCAACGCCUGGGGUGGCCUCUUCAACCGCUUCAGUGCGGACAUGCUGGCCAACAUUCAGCAUGGCCAGACCCCCUACCGCCAGUACCCGCAUACUCAGAUGGAACCAGACAACAUCUACACUGAUAUCCUGGAGGGGGAGAGCCCUGAGGAAGAGGAACCGACUGCGCACUGCUACAGCUUCCCCUGCGCCACCAACGCUGACUGCUGCCAAGGGUUACUCUGCCAGGACACUGAGGAGGGAGGUCGCUGCCUGCCUGCGUUUGUAGGCCGUAAGCUGGGCGAAAUCUGCAACCGUCAACACCAGUGCGACGCCGGUCUGGUCUGUGAGGAAGUGCUGUCUGGUGAGAUCCGUGUGUGCCGGCCCCCGUCUAUCGGCCACAAGCAAUACAACGACGAUUGCAACGUGUCCAGCGAGUGCGACAUCUCCCGCGGUCUCUGCUGCAUCAUGCAGCGCCGGCACCGACAGAAGCCUCGCAAGAGCUGCGGUUACUUCAAAGAGUCUCUGGUGUGCAUCGGAUUGGUGGCUACUGAUCAAAUCCGUGAAUAUGUUCAACAUACUGCUGGAGAGAAACGCAUCGGACCAUUCCGACUCCAUUAAAAUGUAUCUCCAACAUACUUUGCGUAACAUGUCUCCAGUUUUAAUCAUUUAGACAAACAUGUCUCCAAAUUGUCUCGAGUGUUUUUUUUUAUUCUGUAUUAUCACAUGUUACAAAGAGUAUGUUAAAGUUGUCCCUUGACUAAUAAAUAUAUCUAAUACUCUAAGAAUUAUUAUGAUUAUUUUAAAAUUAUUAAUUAAUUACGU
This is a messenger RNA of Papilio polytes (common Mormon), 886 nucleotides long. RefSeq names its product prohormone-3 (gene itg). The record is from RefSeq and is a predicted model, not a curated record. The coding region runs from base 26 to 682 and encodes 218 amino acids. The transcript has 6 exons. Lineage: Eukaryota; Metazoa; Arthropoda; Insecta; Lepidoptera; Papilionidae.